CUACCUUCCCCCUGCCCUCCCCUCGGCCUCGUCUGCAGUGGGCCCCAACCGUCGCCCGAACCAUACAGAACCCCAUCUCUCUCUCUCUCUCUCUCUCUCUCUCCUUUCUCUUUCAUCUAAUUUCUCUGGAGAGAGAAACCUCGGGGAGAGAGAGAAUGGCUGAAAAGUUCGGGUCGACGUUGCUGUGUGCGCCGGUGGUGGAGAAGACGGUGGAGGAGAUGGUGGCGGAGAUGUCGGCGGCGAGGUCUCAGGGAGCUGACGUGGCCGAGCUCAGGAUCGAUCACCUCGCUGCCUUUGAAAUGAGGCCGGACCUCGAGCUCUUGAUCAAGAAUCGACCCCUCCCCGUUCUAGUCACCUACAGGCCAAAGUGGGAAGGAGGUCAGUAUGAAGGCGAUGAUAGAAAACGGUUCGAAGCACUUCAUUUAGCCAUGGAAUUGGGAGCAGAAUACGUAGAUGUUGAGCUCAAGGUCGCUCGGGAGUUUUUGCACUUCUUAUCAGGGAAGAGGCCAGAGGGCGCUAAGCUCAUUGUGUCUUCUCAUAACUAUCAAUUCACUCCAUCUACUGAGGAGCUCAGCACUUUGGUGGCAAGAAUACAAGCUGUUGGAGCCGACAUAGUAAAGAUUGCAACAUUUGCUGUCGACAUUUGUGAUGUGGCACGCAUGUUUCAAGUGCUUGUGCACUGCCAAGGAUUACAGGUCCCAAUGAUAGGAUUGUGCAUGGGUGAAAGAGGAGUGAUCUCUCGGAUACUUUGCCCUAAAUUUGGAGGGUAUCUUACUUUUGGCACACUUAGUGCUGGAAAAGAAUCAGCUCCUGGUCAGCCAACUAUGUCAGAUUUAUUGGACGUUUAUAGAAUCAAGCAGAUAGGAGUUGAUACAAAAGUAUACGGAUUAAUUGGAAAGCCAGUGGGACAUAGCAAAAGCCCUAAGUUGCACAAUGCGGUAUUUAAAGCAGUUGGUCUCAAUGCGGUUUAUGUGCCUUUUUUGACUGAUAACCUUGCUAAUUUCCUCAAUACCUACUCAUCUCCAGAUUUUACUGGGUUCAGUAAUACAAUGCCUCACAAGGAAACAGCAGUUACUCUCUGUCAUGAAGUUGAUCCAGUUGCUAAGUCUAUAGGUGCUGUAAACACUAUCAUAAGGAGACAAACUGAUGGCAAACUUGUUGGUUACAACACUGACUAUACUGGUGCAAUUUCUGCUAUUGAGGAUGGAAUUAGAGGAUUGCAGGGGCACAAAGAUGGCACUGUUUCUCCUCUGGCCGGUAGGCUUUUUGUUGUCAUAGGUGCUGGAGGUGCUGGGAGAGCACUUGCUUUUGGAGCAAAGUAUAAGGGUGCAAGAGUUAUGAUUGCAAACCGUACCUAUGAUCGAGCAAGGGAGCUUGCUGAUUUAGUUGGAGGACAGGCUUUAAGUCUUACUGAGUUGGAAAAUUUUCAUGCGGAGGAAGGUGCUGUACUUGCAAACACAACAUCUAUAGGGAUGAAUCCAAACAUUCACGAUACACCUCUAUCUUCUAAGCAAGCUCUCAGUUCUUACGCUGUGGUGUUCGAUGCUAUUUAUAACCCAAAAGUAACUAGGCUCAUGCGUGAAGCUCGAGAGUGUGGAGCCGCUCUUGUUAGUGGAGAGGAGAUGUUCUUGAGGCAAGCAAUGGGGCAAUUUGAACUCUUCACAAAUUCAUCAGCUCCUUCAGACUUGAUGCGAGAAAUUAUAAUGAAAAGCACUUAACUGGUCUUGUCUAUGGUUCAAUUUAUAUGCUAUCAUAAAUUAGCGGGAGAGCGUCACAAUAAAUUUGGAGAGGGGUAGAAUUGAUGGCUCCAAUUCUUGCAGAAGGUUCGAUAAUUUCUGCCGAAUUUGUUGUAUUCUAGCCUUGUUUACGGCAAUAAUGUGUCUAUAGGUGUAACUUGUAGGAACUGUUGAGCACUUCAUGUGUCCAGCUCUUCAAUAGGCUCUUUCUUGGUACAUGAUAAUCAUAGAGAGGAAAUUUUAUUUCCUGAAAAUGUAAUCUGUCUUCUUCCUUUUUUCCCCCAACUGUGGAGGAUGCUUGCAUCAAAUUUAUACCAUGAACAUUGAGAAGUAAAGAUUGUUUUGAUUCCCACUUGAUAUUUUGAGGGGGUUAGCCUCUUCUUUUUUUUUUUU
Molecule: messenger RNA, 2129 nt
Organism: Asparagus officinalis (garden asparagus)
Lineage: Eukaryota; Viridiplantae; Streptophyta; Magnoliopsida; Asparagales; Asparagaceae
Product: bifunctional 3-dehydroquinate dehydratase/shikimate dehydrogenase, chloroplastic-like
Exons: 11
Coding region: 156-1718 (520 amino acids)
Biological process (GO): chorismate biosynthetic process; shikimate metabolic process
Molecular function (GO): NADP binding; 3-dehydroquinate dehydratase activity; shikimate 3-dehydrogenase (NADP+) activity
Source: RefSeq, a predicted model, not a curated record